CCCAUAACUAACUCCCACCAAGUGCCCACCCCGGCCUCCAAGCCUGAGGGCAGCUUCGUCAUGGACUCCACGUCCAUCAUGAUGCCCACUUCACCGGCCCAUGCGGUCUCCCUCUCACUCACAAACGGCCACGGAUCACCGUAUGCGGCCAACACGACGGCGACGAACGGGCUCACCUACCACAGUGACAGCGAUUCGUCCAAUGCCCACGAGGACGCCGUAGCGGAGCCAGCCUCUGACGUCGACGCACCAGGCGAGGACGACGAUGACGACGUAGAGAUGGCACAGGACUCAGAUUCAACCGACGACGUGGAUGCUGAGGGCGAGGCAGACGGCGACUAUGACUCCGAGUCACCGCCGCCCGAGCAGGCGGAAAGUGACGAUGCCCGCAGCUCAGCGUCACAAGAGUCUAGGAGGCCCUCGAAACGGAAGGCCAGCCCGGAAGGAGAUGACUACAUCACACAGAAUCCCGAGUUAUAUGGCCUGCGUCGCAGUGGUCGAGCCAGGCCUCAUCGCCGAGUCGUCGAUAGCAGCGAUGAAGAUGAUGACUCUGGGUCAGAUGUGCCUCGUAAGCGCCAGCGCACAGCAUCGCGCAAAGCAUCGAAGCAGCCUACACCAGUGUACAGGUCAGCAAACUCUGACUCUGACUCUGAUGGUUAUGUCGGCCCUCGUCGCAGCAUGCCUACGAAGAAGGACCGCCAACGACAACAGCUCGUAGCCCAGGGAUCGCUGCCCCCAUCACAUGCAGAGGUCCGCUUCUCAUCACGUCGCACCGCCCAGGCUACGAACUAUAACGAAGAAGAUGAUGAAGACUCCUUCCUAGAGUCUGAGGACGAGACAAGACCUGCUUACUGGGUCGAUGUACCUGAAGAGGUUGGCCCCAUCAUCGACAAGGUGCUCGAUCACCGGCCUUUAGAGGGAACUGAGAUCGAUCCCUCGUAUGCGCAGAAGCAGGACUUUGAGUAUCUGAUCAAAUGGCAAGACAAGGCACACUAUCAUUCUUCGUGGGAGGACUACCGAACCGCAUCCACAUACAAAGGCUUCCGGAAGCUGGACAACUACUUCAAGGGUCCUGUGAUGGCCGACAUGUACGCUACGUACAAGCGAAAGUCGGAACCCGAGGAGUACGAGCAACACAUGGUCACCCGUGAGACUGAACGUCAAAGCCAGCUCGACUUCCAAGUCGUUGAGCGUGUUAUCGACGCACAAGACGGCGAAGAUGAGACUGAGUACUAUGUCAAAUGGAAGGGGUUGACUUACGAUGCUUGUACGUGGGAGCCUGCCUCCCUUGUCAGUGACCUGUCCCAGACUGAGAUCGACCGUUUCCUCGACCGCUCCUCAAACCGCCCGUCCUCGGACUUCAGCGAGUCAAACAUAAAGACACGGCGAAAGUUUGUAAAGCUGGACGAACAGCCAGACUACAUCAAGUUCGGUCGACUGAGGCCCUUCCAAUUGCAGGGCGUAAACUUCCUUGCCCACAACUGGUGCAGAGGGACUAAUGUCAUCUUGGCCGAUGAGAUGGGUCUCGGCAAGACCGUCCAGACUGUCUCGUUCAUGAACUGGCUGCGACAUGACCGUGGUCAGGACGGCCCCUUCAUCUGCGUAGUACCUCUCUCAACCAUGCCAGCCUGGGCAGACACAUUUAACAACUGGACGCCAGACAUCAAUUACGUCAUCUACACUGGCAGGGAAGACGCUCGCAGCAUCAUCAGAGACAAGGAACUCCUUGCUGAUGGCAACCCUAAGAAGAUAAAGUUCAACGUUCUGUUGACAACGUAUGAGUACGUCCUUGCUGAUUGGCAAUUCCUGUCAAGCAUCAAGUGGCAGUUCAUGGCUGUCGAUGAGGCGCACAGACUGAAGAACCGCGAGUCUCAACUGUACGAAAGGUUGCGAGCCUUUUCUGCACCGAGUCGACUACUCAUCACCGGCACGCCUAUUCAGAACACUUUGGGCGAGCUGGCUGCGUUGAUGGACUUUCUCAUGCCAGGUAUGAUCAACGUUGACGAGGAAGUCGAUCUUGCAUCGGAAGAUGCCAGCCACAAGCUCGCCGAACUCAGUGAAGCUAUCCAACCCUACAUGAUCCGCCGUACCAAGGAGAAGGUCGAGAAUGAUUUACCGCCGAAAUCUGAGAAGAUUCUUCGCGUUGAAUUGUCCGACAUUCAGCUUGAGUACUACAAGAACAUUCUCACCCGCAACUACGAAGCUCUCAACGAGGGCGGCGGGGGUCAAAAGCAAUCGUUGUUGAACAUUGUCAUGGAGCUGAAGAAGGCCAGUAAUCAUGCACUCCUCUUCCCCAACGCUGAGGCCAAAUUCAUUAAGGGUGACGCUACCAAAGACGAGACGCUCAAGGCUCUCAUCACCACAAGCGGAAAGAUGAUGUUGUUGGACCAGCUUUUGACCAAGCUCAAAAAGGAUGGUCAUCGUGUCUUGAUUUUCAGUCAGAUGGUUCACAUGCUUGACAUCUUGACUGAUUAUCUGAAGCUUCGAAACUACACAUUCCAGCGUUUAGACGGUACUGUCCCAGCGAGCGACAGGAAGAUCGCCAUAGAUCACUUCAAUGCCCCCGACAGUGAUGAUUACUGUUUCCUGUUGUCAACUCGCGCUGGUGGUCUAGGUAUCAAUUUGAUGACCGCUGACACAGUCGUUCUCUUCGACUCGGACUGGAAUCCUCAGGCAGAUCUGCAAGCCAUGGCUAGAGCUCAUCGUAUCGGUCAGCAGAAGCCCGUAAGUGUCUACCGUCUUGUGUCGAAGGACACUAUCGAAGAAGAAAUCUUGGAGCGAGCACGUAACAAGCGUAUGCUUGAGUUUAUCACUAUCCAGCACGGCGUUACAGAUCGCCAGCAAAAGGAGCUGAGCGACAAAAUGAACCGUGCUGCCGCGGAGCCAAACUCUGCAGAGGAUAUCAACCAGAUUCUGAAACGCCGUGGUCAGAAGAUGUUCGAACAAUCAGGGAACCAGAAGAAGCUCGAAGAGCUUGACAUCGAUUCGGUUCUAGAGAAUGCCGAAGAACACAAGACUGAGCAGGCUGCAGGUCUGACAUCUGAUGGUGGUGCGGAGUUCUUGAAAAACUUUGAGUACACUGAUGUUAAGAUCGAUCUGGAGUGGGACGACAUCAUUCCAAAGGAAGAGCUCGAGGUGGUCAAAGCGGAGAUACAGCAACGCAAGGACGAGGAGCAGACACAGAAGCUUCUUGAUGAGAGCGCUCCUCGCAAACGCAAGGCGGCUGCUGCAAGUGCACGAGAGCAACGUGCUGCGAAGAAGCGCGCCCUGGAAGCCGCACGGGACGUUGAUAUCGACGACGACGAGCCAUCGGAGGAUGACACCGUCAAGCGAGAUCCCAAGCGUCCCCUCAACACAAAGGAGACCCGAAACCUGGUACGCGCCUACGAACGAUACGGUUCGCUCGAGGAGCGAGCGGAAGAGAUGCUGAAAGCUGCUAAGCUUGUUGGCCGCGACAUGGACAUCAUCAGCAAAACCCUCAACACUAUCAUCACCACCAGCCAAGAUCUUGUCAAGCAGGAACAAGAGAGACUCAAAAAGUUAGAGAUCGACGAGAAUCGGGCCAUCACCAAGAAAGACAAGAAGGCUGUACUCUUCGACUUCAACGGCGUCAAGAAGCUAAAUGCUGAGACCAUCAUCGAUAGGCCCAUCGAGAUGCGCAUUCUCAAAGAAGCAGUUGAGAGUGUCCAAGAUUGGCACAACUUCCGUAUUGCUGAUGCCAUCAAACCCGCGAGUUACUCUUGUCCUUGGGGCGCCCGAGAAGACGGCAUGCUCAGUGUGGGUAUCUCUCGUCACGGUUAUGGUGCCUGGGUGCAGGUUCGUGACGACCCAGAACUUGGACUGACUGACAAGUUCUUCUUGGAAGAGCACCGUGUCGACAAGAAAGAGGAACGCACUAAAGGCGAAGAAAAGAAUGCGAAGUCGCCCGGUGCGGUACACUUGGUACGCCGUGCCAACUACCUUCUCACUGUCCUGAAGGACAAGACCGGUGCCGAUCCAAACGUCAAGCGUCUCAUGGAGAACCAUCACCGCAACAACAAAAAGCAUCACCUGAACGCCGCUCGCCGAACCGACAAAGCUUCCAGCGUUUCCGCUAGCCCCGUUCCUCCAGGUCAUGCCAGAAAGGUUGCAUCGCGCGACGUAACUCGGCCGGUCCAACGCACACAGAGCAACAGCGACAUCCGGCGUUCAGAAGGUCGGUCCGAUCACAGACAACACGAUAAACCCAGGCACAGUGACCAAUACCGAUCUACGGAUCGUAAUCGCGAAGAUCGAGGAAGCGUUGACAGACGGUCAGAACUCCCUGAACGCACCAACACUCCAGAAUUUCGACGAAAGAUCAGUGGCGACCUGGAGCGACAGCGUUCUCGAGAAGAUCGGCCUCGGCUCUCGGAGGAGCGACCUCGCCCACCCAGCCAGAGCCAAAAUCAUAAUCGCAGUGUCGACUUGACUCCUAAGGCGAUCAAAGAGAAGAAGCCGGAGGACUUCGUGGAACGUAAGAUGCGACCAGUCCGAGACAACUUGAGUCGCUUGAAGAAAGCAACAGCGAAGAAUUAUCCACAAAAGGAGAUCAUGAUCAAGGUUCUUAAGACGGAACUGAUUGCUAUCGGCAACUUCAUCCGUGCAGAGACCCGCGACAAUGCCGAGCUGGAAGAGCGCUUGUGGAACUACACGGUUAACAACCACUGGCCACGUACCGGCGUUACCGUCCCUCAGGUCAAAGGAAUGUACAGUAAGAUGCGCAGCUCCGAGAUGAGCAGCAAACAGUCUGCAGCCCCGCAGCAGAGCAACGGACAAAAGACAGAGACAAAACAUACUUAAAGAGGUGGCGCGCUUCGGCGAUUAUAACAAAGACCAUAUGCACGGCGUUUUCGAUCGUGUGGCGGAAUCAAAUUUGAUUCUUGGGCAUAGCGUAGGUGUUCGGCUGUUGGACUAUUCGAUGCAUUUCUCUUGAGCAUCAUUUGCUUUGUUUUAUUGCAUGAGCCGCUACAGGCGUGCUCGACACGGUGUUCACAUGGAAUCAGAAGAGGCGCAUCACCAGGGACGUAACACGGCGGUGUUGCAUGAGCAUUUACGAUAUCUGGCAUGGGCACGUGCACAUUAUACCUCUACAUGGCAGAGGCACGACUGUCAAACAGGGCCGAUAUCCUUCGCGAGAUUCUGCAUUUACACCCAGUGGUGGCAUAGCUGCUGCCUAGAGACAAUCAACAAUCAUAUUCAACACUUGUAUUCUCGUGUGAUCUGCCCG
Molecule: messenger RNA, 5248 nt
Organism: Boeremia exigua
Lineage: Eukaryota; Fungi; Ascomycota; Dothideomycetes; Pleosporales; Didymellaceae
Product: P-loop containing nucleoside triphosphate hydrolase protein
Exons: 7
Coding region: 61-4821 (1586 amino acids)
Biological process (GO): nucleosome organization; regulation of transcription by RNA polymerase II
Cellular component (GO): chromatin; nucleus
Molecular function (GO): ATP hydrolysis activity; ATP binding; DNA binding
Source: RefSeq, a predicted model, not a curated record